AGUAAAGAUGCUGAUCCGAGUGGAGAUGGAACUGAGGAUUCUUUUAGCUUAAUUGCCCUUGUUGAACGUUUAAAGCAACAGAUUGCUAGAGAAGAUAUACGAUUUGUCCGGUUUGAAGCUACUGAUCUGCAUGGUGUGUCAAGGUCAAAAACCAUUCCUGCACGUUUUUUUCCAGACAAAGCUUUGAAUGGAAUUUGCAUGCCAAGAAGUUAUCUUGAACUGACUUUGGACCGCAAAGACAAUGAAGUAGACCAAAUUAGUUCUAAACAAUUUAAUAGUGAUAUUUUGUUAAAACCAGAUUUACAAACAUUCCAAGUUCUACCAUGGAACGACAAAACUGCAAGAGUGAUCUGUGACUCAUUUACGUUCCUAGGCAAUCCUCUUCUUACUUCACCACGAUAUCUAGCUAAACAUUUACUUAGUCAAUUACAGGAAAGAGGAUUUUUGCUACAUUCUGCUUUCAUAUACGAAUUUUGUAUAUUUGGAGUUGCUGAAAUUAUAAAUUCAAAGACAAUUGCAUUCCCUGCUGCAACAUUGCUCUCUGAUCACCAGAUGUUCAUGCAAGAAUUCUUAGAGGGGAUGUAUUACAUUGGUGGGAACAUUGAAAGCUUUUCAUCUUCCAGUUUUCCUGGACAAAUGCAGGUUUCCUUUGUGCCUGAAUAUGGUUUGGCCGCUGCUGACAAUGCCUUCACUUUUAAAACUGGCAUUAAAGAAGCAGCUAAGAAACAAGACUACAUAACAAGUUUUUAUACUGACUCUGCGGGUUUUUAUAAUUCCGGAGUUUUAUCACACAGUUUGUGGGAUGUUAGUGGAGCCAAAAAUGUAUUUCAUACUGGGUCUCGUGGAGAAGUUCUUACAGACAUUGGCAAAAAAUGGUUAUCAGGUCUUCUGCAGCAUUCAGCUGCACUGAGCUGCCUAGUUUCUCCAGGAGCAGCAAGCCGCAAACGUUUCUUGAAAGAUGAGAAAGACCCUCAAGAUAGCAUCUGUACCACUUGGGGAUCUAACAACAAAACCUUUGCCUACAAUAUUAAAUCUCAUGGCUGCAAUGGAACCUAUAUAGAAAACAUGUUGUGUUCAUCCACAGCCAACCCCUACUUAGUUUUAGCUGCCACAGUUGCCGCGGGCCUGGAUGGAAUCAGAAGGGGCCUUGACUUAAUAGAAGGCACUAACAGUCAUACUAAACUUACUGAACAGAAAGCACCCUCAAUACCACUGAAACUAGAGGAUGCCCUGACUGCCUUGGAAGAGGACACAUAUAUGAGAGCAUCCUUGGGUGAACCUUUUAUUCACUAUUUUAUGGCAAUGAAACGGUAUGAAUUAGAGACAGAUGAGGGAGACACAGAGAGAAAUAAAUUUUUGGAAUACUUUAUAUGA
Molecule: messenger RNA, 1374 nt
Organism: Staurois parvus
Lineage: Eukaryota; Metazoa; Chordata; Amphibia; Anura; Ranidae
Source: the annotation of a GenBank genome assembly